Molecule: messenger RNA, 3963 nt
Organism: Myripristis murdjan (pinecone soldierfish)
Lineage: Eukaryota; Metazoa; Chordata; Actinopteri; Holocentriformes; Holocentridae
Gene: tmx2b
Product: thioredoxin-related transmembrane protein 2b
Exons: 8
Coding region: 401-1312 (303 amino acids)
Biological process (GO): brain development
Cellular component (GO): membrane-bounded organelle
Molecular function (GO): disulfide oxidoreductase activity
Source: RefSeq, a predicted model, not a curated record
AUCUACACAGCUACGACAAGCUUGCCAGAAUUACCUGCAGUGUAAACGGAAGUUACGCAAUUCCUCUUUAAAGUAAAAGUUUUUUUGUCCAUUUUUUUUGGAGGAUAAAACCAACGGAGACGUUAAAGAUCAAGAGGCCGUAUCAAAAUAUUCUCGACAAUAUUACAAUUAUUUUAAUAGCUUUAAUUAUGUCGUGGUGCACAGCAUUUCUUAAUGAAGGGAGGAUUUAUGUUAAAGUGGUAACAGGAAGUUGAGUGUUCAUUCUGGCUAACUUCACGCUGGUGAACCACAAGCUAGCAAACCGGCCAUUUCAUUUAGCUAACAGUCGCACCACUAGGUGCCCCAGUCUUUUCGGGGUUCACAUCCCAUUUUCGUUUUCAUACAUUAGGAAAAGGAAAAAAUGGCGCUGCUUACGCCUUUAUUCGCAUUCCUGUACCACCUGCCGCAGGUGUACAAGUGGCUGCUGAAGCCCUACUAUGUAGCUUCUCUCUUCAUGUCUGUAGCCUUCCUGGCGGUCCGCAAAACGCCCGGCAUCUGCGACCACCUCUCCACACAGCGAGAGGACGGCAACUCCUGCGACUUCGACUGGAGGGAAGUGGAGAUCCUCAUGUUCCUCAGUGCCAUCGUCAUGAUGAAGAACAGACGAGCCAUAACGGUGGAGCAGCAUGUGGGCAACAUCAUCCUGUUCAGCAAAGUGGCCAACGUCAUUCUGUUCUUCAGACUGGACAUCAGGAUGGGACUGCUGUACCUGACGCUCUGCAUAGUGUUUCUAAUGACCUGUAAGCCUCCACUCUACAUGGGACCCGAAUACAUCAAAUACUUCAGCGACAAAACCAUUGAUGAGGAGCUGGACAGAGACACUCGUGUGACGUGGAUCGUGGAGUUUUUUGCCAAUUGGUCUCCAGAGUGCCAGUCAUUUGCCUCCGUCUAUGCUGACCUCUCCCUGAAGUAUAAUUGUGCUGGUCUCAAGUUUGGCAAGGUGGACAUUGGUCGCUAUGGAGAAGUUUCCAAGAAGUACAAGGUGUCAGCCUCGCCGCUGUCCAAGCAGCUCCCCUCCCUGGUGUUGUUUCAGGGAGGAAAGGAGGUCAUGCGGCGCCCCCAGGUGGACAAAAAGGGUAGAGCGGUAUCCUGGAGCUUUACAGAGGAAAACAUCAUUCGAGAGUUCAACCUCAACGAGCUCUACCAGAAAUCCAAGAAACUCAACAAAGCCAAGGCCGGCCAAUCACAGUUCCCCCCGCUUCCCGAGGAGGAGGAGCCCGAGCAGGAGGGAGGUUCCCAGGGCGAGGACACCGAGUCCAAGAAGGACAAAUAGGAUGGCUCGCACCCCUCAAGCUUGGAUGUCAGAAAUGUCGCGAUGAACCUUUGGGGUCCAGACGGACUCCUCCUCCUCCUCCUCUUCGCUCAAAUGUUGUUCACUCCUGCUCAUGUUUUCUGUGUCACUAUGGGAUUGUUGUCGGUGUAGAUCAGUGUCCUCUCUCCCAGAAAUGUUUCUCAGUGCUGUGGGAAGGCCUCUCAAACUGCAUUUGGACCAUUCAAAGUGGCAAGAUUCUCGGCCCACUUGUUGGAAGCUGAGCAUUUUAGUGGAAAGAAAGACGGAUGGCCCAAAAAACUAAGUCUAGGCAUUCAUAGGUGGCUUUUACUAAAAGCGUUUUGACCCUCAAACCCACAUAUAAGUGCCUGGACUUUGUGCCCAGAAUAGUUUUGAGACCACGUAACACUGAAACAGUAACCAGAUUCUUUAAGGUGCAGCGACCUCACAUCAUAUUUUCCCUUUUAGAAAUCAACAGACUGAAGAGGCGUGGAUUGUGUAGGAUUGAAUUGAGAUACAGCAGCCUGGCUUGUGUGUGUGUGUAAGCAUGGAAACAUGCUGUGUAGAGCAGCCAGAUGUAGUGGAUCACCACAGCCUAUGCGGCACAUUUCUGACAGAUACAGCCGUCGUGGUUUGAGCGACUCCAUCCCAAUAUGGUGCAGCAUUUUUGAGAUCUAGAGCGAUGAGGUAAAGACUGAGAGGAGACACCUGCUGAGAGUUUGUACUAAUUAUCAAUAAGGGAACACUGAUUGUAAUGCCAUUUUCUUGUUUUUGAUUCUAAUGUUUUUACGCAACCAAUUGAAGUUGCCUAAUUAAGGUAGAUGAAUAAUUCAUUGAUUAACUAUAUUGAUGUAAAGUAAGUUUAAUUUAUAGACGGUGUAAGUAGAUUUUUUUUUUUUUUUUUUUUAAAUCUAAAAAUCAUUUGCAGUGUUAAACAUGCGUCCUGAGCUUGGUUGUGUGGAGGUCAUGACUUGCUGGAUGCCAUUCCUUUCAGGACACGGACUUGAAUUUGUACACCUGUUGACAUACCAAGUUAUGCUUUUUCCAGUCAUUUCAAGCUUUUAUGACACAUUCCAUUUUUUAAUGUUUUCCUACUAUCCUGCUUUACUUCCUGUUGUCACAUUUGAUUUUGUAGUUUGUUCUUUUUUUUUUGGCACUGAUUCCAUUCAUUCUGCAUAUUUACCACCUCCUCUGCACCCAUGCCACAUGGGCAGGCUGGUAAUUCAGAAAUCAUCAACAGGCAAAUAUGUGUAGUAAAGUUUGUGUGUGUUUGACGUGAAAUUGCGUCGGAGGCACAUUUGCAGUUAGUUUGGCAUUAAUGUGGCUCGUUACACGUCUGUCAGCCGGGUCGCGACCUUUUAUUAGCUGUAAAACAUGAAAGACAGUGGAUCCCACACUGUUUGAUGUGUGAAAAAGCUGAUCAGGAUCAAUCUCAGAGGGAAACCACAAUAGCUGCAGUGUGAUGUGUUGUGAUUUCUAACUGUUUUUCCAGUUUUUAUUCAUUUAUCUAAGGUAUUAGAACAUCUGUAGGACUGUUUUUCUCAUGUUCAGCUCUCGGUAGAUUUGUCUGCAUGCUUGGCCCCCUGUAUGUACCUCUCGAUUUGAAACAGUGACGGCAUCCCUCCUUUCUUCAACAUGACAUUUGUAGUAAACCCAAGCGGGUCAGAAUAGCGAGUUAAGUUACAAGAGAGUACCAUGAGAUAGCGAAAUGCAGUUCUCAUCGCACUGGACCUUGUUAAACUUGUGACCGACUAUUACUUUCAUGAUUAAAAUAAUCCGUCGAUUAACUUCUCCAUUAGUCAGUCAGUGGUUUGGUCCAGAAAAUGCCAGAAAAUGGUGAAAAAUAUCUUGUUUUGUCCCAACCAGCAGUCCACAAGCAUUUAGUUGACCGUCACAGAUGACUACAGAAAGUAGAAAAUAUGCACGUUUGAGAAGCUAGAAUCAUAAAAUUUGGAAAUUAUCUUCUUAAAAAUGAUUCAAAAAUUCCUCUCGAUUCUGUUCCCGACUUGACAAGAAACUCACUCCAAGUCCUUCUCCCGUUUUUUAGAAGAUAAAUGCGUUUCUCUGGAGACGUUUUUCAGGCCAAACAUGUCUUCUUUUGGUUUGUUUUGAAAAGGAGCAGAGGACACAUGCAGGAUUGGCCAGAGCUGGUGUGCCUGAGCUCGUACACUGAGACAGUGAGAGUGGCAGUGUGACCCGUGUCCCUCUGGAUAUCAAGGAGAGGCACUGGGUGGUAGACGUUAUCUGGCUUUUAGGGCAAAAUCACUCCAUUCAUUCCUGUUGGUGCCAGCCUGCUGCAUAACUGUGAACACCCGAAUACACACACACUCACACACACUGGUGAGCUUUGCUGGUUAGAUUUCUCCAUUUUCUUACUAACAUUUUGUUUUUGUUGACAUGUACCUAACGUUUGACACAGAUUUUUACUUCUUGUCAUGUUGUGUUAGAGUUUUGUGGAGAGGAUGGCAUGUGUUAGAGUUGCACUGAGCAGGGCGACGUGCUGAGCAGCCACAACUCUGUAUGUGUGUUUGGUGGUGUGAGUGAAUGAAGAACCCUGCUGAAAAAACACUGAAAAGAUCAAGACACGCCUGGCCUGCCUUUUGGUUUCUUCUUGUUUUUCUCAUGCAAUAAAACAAUGUGCACAUUAAAUCUUA